UUUCUGCUCAUGGUUAGGAGAUGUAAAGAGAGAAGAUGUGCAAAGACGCCCUGCCUGGCGCUAGACCAGGAGCCCCGGUCUUCGUCACACUCUGUCCUUUGGUAGCACACCCCAUCCUAAACAUGCUCACACCAACAAUACAAAGAACCUGGGAAAAGGCUAGUCGGCCGUUAAAAACCUUCUCUUUCAAUAACAGCGGCUAUUUGUGAAAGGUGAAUAGAAGAACUCUGAUAUUAGCGAGGGAUUUUUUUUCUUCAUUUACACGUCCGCUUUUCAAGCUAAUAUCGGAUGUCUUCAAAAGCAUUAAUAUCUUUAUAACAGAAAUGUCAGCUGCAAACGAGCUGAUUAUUGCAUAGACCUUUUCUUAAUGUGCGGGUUUGCUUUUGUUUCUGUUUUGUGUUUGUUUGCUAUGACAAAAGAGAGAGAAGAAUUGAACUUCCAAACUUCCAGAAUAGUUUCCUGUGCCAUCUGAUUUGUGUUGUCUUUUGACCAAAACCGAUUUUAACGCUGGGUGAAAAGGACAACGACUCCGAAGCGAGUUACUCAUUGCCUAAUUGUAUGCCGCCCAUCUAGACUCGGGUAACUUUUGGCUGACCCCUGCCACGGAGGCAAUGCAGGUCCACUGUAGGCGGUGUUGCUCUGGCGUUUGAUGCUGGCUCCUGAUUUCCUGUCCUUUCCCUGAUAUUCAGCGUUCGCCUUCCUUUCUCUCUUCUUUCUGUUUGCUGCCCUGCAGCUAGCGAACCUUUCUCGCGGUCCCUUACCUUUUAAGGCAGGGAAGGACCUCCAAGGGCUAGGAAAGGCAGGGGAGACAAAAGGCAGCGAUUCACCUGGGGGAGCCGGCGGGUGGAGCGGGGAGAAAGGGGGCAGAUGGAGGUUGCCACACUGCUGGAGCUGGCCAUCAAUUGAUGAAUCGGGUUUUACGGAUUCACGUCUCCUUUGGAAACAUGUGCGGGGGGAGGGGCGGGCAGCGCACACGAGUCGGAUAAAAUGUGGAUCCCUUGAUUACCCGUAUAUUAUUUAGUGAAAUUUGAGGAAAUUGUGGUGUACUGUACACACAAAUCCGGUGAUAAAGUACCCUGUCUCCCGAUUGGCCGAACCGGUCACGUGGGCGCCUAACUUUAUUCAGUUGACAGCAAGUAGGAGGGCUCUGUGGAAGGAGAAAAAAAGACAGCACGAGAAAAAUUAGUAUUUUCUAUCUUCCGAAAUUAAUGGCCAUGAGUUCGUAUAUGGUAAACUCGAAGUAUGUGGACCCCAAAUUCCCCCCUUGUGAGGAAUAUUUGCAGAACAACUACCUAGCCGAGCAAGGCUCGGAUUACUACGGCGCCUCGCAAGACUCGGACUUCCAGCACCAGGGACUCUAUGCACGGCCGAACUACAGCGGGCAGCAGCAGUACAGCUGCAGCAAUGCCCAGGGCUCGGCGGUGCAGGCGCGGGGUCACGGGCAGGAGCAACCCGGCCCGACAGGUCACUUCCCUGGGCAAGGGGAGCACUGCCCACCGCCCCCCAUGCCUGCCCCCAGGACUUGCAGCCAGCACCCAAAUCUCAAAAGCCCCAACGGGUCACCCGCAGCAGCAGCCAAGCAGCCAGCCGUGGUGUAUCCCUGGAUGAAGAAAGUCCACGUUAACUCCGUAAAUCCAAACUACACAGGAGGAGAACCGAAGCGCUCUCGCACAGCUUACACCAGGCAGCAAGUCCUUGAACUGGAAAAGGAAUUCCACUUUAACCGGUACUUGACCAGGCGGCGCCGGAUUGAAAUCGCCCAUACGCUGUGUCUCUCCGAACGCCAAAUCAAAAUCUGGUUUCAGAACCGAAGGAUGAAGUGGAAAAAAGACCACAAACUGCCCAACACCAAAGGCCGCACAUCCAAUUCAUCCUCCACCUCCAGCCAACACUUACAAACUGUUUCCAAGGAACACCAAACGGAUUUGACCACUUUAUAGGAAACUUGGAAACAAGCCUUUUUCCAAGGAUUGGCUUCGGAAUUAAGCUGCCCAGCAUAUAGGCAGUCAAAUACAUGUGCUUACACGCACACAGUGACACCGACACUCAUCCUAGUGAAAGGGAAAGCGACGUGUAACACUUUACAACUCUCCAGUGGGUCGCCUCCUGCUUUCUAAGGUAGUGGAGACAAAUGUUAUGGACCACAGGAGUGACGGAAGUCAACCUAACCAUUCAAACAAACAAAUUCUGUA
Messenger RNA from Python bivittatus (Burmese python), 2192 nucleotides. It is a transcript of the gene HOXD4, whose product is annotated as homeobox D4. Lineage: Eukaryota; Metazoa; Chordata; Lepidosauria; Squamata; Pythonidae. Gene Ontology annotation, molecular function: RNA polymerase II cis-regulatory region sequence-specific DNA binding; DNA-binding transcription factor activity, RNA polymerase II-specific. Gene Ontology annotation, cellular component: nucleoplasm; nucleus. The record is from RefSeq and is a predicted model, not a curated record. Gene Ontology annotation, biological process: positive regulation of transcription by RNA polymerase II; anterior/posterior pattern specification; embryonic skeletal system morphogenesis.